CCUCCCUCUUCUCUACUCUGACCAUAGUACCGAACCAUCUCGCCUACACCACAAUAUCACAAGCGGACCACAGAAGCUAGAGCAUUCAGAACCUCCUCUCCUACCAGUACUCCACCAGUACCAGUACAGUCAAAGUUUGCCAAAAUGCCCUUCCACGCCACCGUCCUCUACCCCAACGAAGACGACACCAAAUUCGACAUGUCCUACUACCUGCAAACACACAUGCCCCUGGUCAUGGAACGCUUCGCCAAGUACGGCCUCAAGGGCUACCAAGUGUGCGACUACAAGCCCGGCGCCGACGGCGCGAAGCCGCAAUUCUGCACCGGAUGCACCCUGAUCUGGGACAAGCCCGAAGACAUGCAGGGCGCCAUGUCAUCCGGAGACGAUGCGGGCGCCGUGUUUAGCGACAUCCCGAAUUUCUGCAACAAGCAGCCUGUGCUUAUGGCUGGACCGGUCGUUGAUUCAAAGUAAAUAAGAGCCACGAAAGCAUGCCAAAUUUCACUCGUUGAUUCAAAGUACACGAGCUGGCUGCGAGCUAUGAAAUGAAGUAAACGGAGGAGAUCGAGCUAUGCGUCUGCAUGGACCCGUCGUUGAUUCAAAGGUAAAAAGAACAGAGCCAUGAAAUGAAGCAAACGGAAGAGACCGAGCUGUGCACGCCAGCAACAUAUCUACUAUGCUUAAUGCAAUUAAUGCAAGGGUAUCCGAGUAUGUCUUUCAAUCCGACAGGUGUCAAUAUACAAUACCUACUUGUCGGUAUCUAUGAUCUGUGGAUGUGACCUCCUCAGUCGACCUUGCCCAGUCCUCACACAUCUCAGACUUGUCCAAGUAUGAAAAUACACACAGUCACAGGCAAGGUGAUCUGCAAUUACAAAUUUGCGGUAUCGGAUUACGUUUUUGAUCUGACAUAUCCAAUAACCAUUGUAUAUCGAAAACCUCCUCAGAU
This is a messenger RNA of Exophiala xenobiotica, 943 nucleotides long. RefSeq lists its product as uncharacterized. Lineage: Eukaryota; Fungi; Ascomycota; Eurotiomycetes; Chaetothyriales; Herpotrichiellaceae. The record is from RefSeq and is a predicted model, not a curated record. Gene Ontology annotation, molecular function: oxidoreductase activity. The transcript has a single exon. Bases 145 to 471 code for a protein of 108 amino acids.